AUGCCAAACAUCAAGUUACAAUCCGCCGAUGGUGAGGUCUUCGACGUCGAGAUCCAGCUCGCCAAGUGUUCCAACACGAUCAAAACCAUGCUGGAGGACCUGGGCAUGGAUGAGGACGAUGGCGAAGUGGUACCCCUACCGAAUGUGAACGCCACUAUCCUUCGGAAGGUUCUAGAGUGGGCCACGUAUCAUAAGGACGAUCACCCAACAAUGCCACACGAAGAGGAAACCCAGGAGAAACGCACCGACGACAUAUGCUCGUGGGAUCGUGACUUCCUUCGGGUCGAUCAGGGAACACUAUUCGAGCUGAUCUUGGCCGCCAACUAUUUGGACAUCCGAGGCCUGCAGGACGCAACUUGCAAAACGGUGGCCAACAUGAUCAAGGGUAAAACGCCGGAUGAAAUCCGGAAAACGUUCAACAUUCAGAACGAUUUGACGCCGGAAGAAGAGGAACAAAUCCGCCGAGAGAACGAAUGGUGCGAGGAGAAGUGA
This is a messenger RNA of Ochlerotatus camptorhynchus, 492 nucleotides long. Its product is annotated as S-phase kinase-associated protein 1-like. Gene Ontology annotation, biological process: SCF-dependent proteasomal ubiquitin-dependent protein catabolic process. The coding region runs from base 1 to 492 and encodes 163 amino acids. The record is from RefSeq and is a predicted model, not a curated record. NCBI's taxonomy places the organism in Eukaryota, Metazoa, Arthropoda, Insecta, Diptera, Culicidae. Gene Ontology annotation, cellular component: nucleus; cytoplasm. Gene Ontology annotation, molecular function: cullin family protein binding. The transcript has a single exon.